Tripterygium wilfordii is the source of this 780-nucleotide messenger RNA. RefSeq names its product protein C2-DOMAIN ABA-RELATED 1-like. The record is from RefSeq and is a predicted model, not a curated record. NCBI's taxonomy places the organism in Eukaryota, Viridiplantae, Streptophyta, Magnoliopsida, Celastrales, Celastraceae. Bases 145 to 645 code for a protein of 166 amino acids. The transcript has 3 exons.
GUGUGUGUGUGUGUGUAUAUAUUCACCUCCAGUCAACUACUCUGUCAUUCAUAGACUCCCUGUUGAUACAAAGCAGAGAACCAAUCCAUAACCAGUCAACAUCUCUCUCUGUUGUGUUUCUGAUCUCUUAUCAGUUGAAAAAUCAUGGAGAAUCUGAUGGGUCUUCUCAGAAUUCAUGUGCAGAGAGGAGUAAACCUUGCUGUUAGAGAUGUCACUGGUGCCAGUGACCCUUAUGUUUUGUUCAAGAUGGGCAAACAGAAACUGAAAACUCGUGUGGUGAAGCAUAAUAUCAAUCCUGUGUGGAAUGAGGACUUGACUCUCUCAAUAUCAGACCCAAAUCUUCCAGUCAAUCUCACAGUUUAUGACCAUGACACAUUCAGCUUGGAUGACAAAAUGGGCGACGCAGAGUUUGAUUUGCGUCCAUUUCUUGAAGCUAUGAAGAUGGGGUUGGCAGGGCUUCCCAAUGGAACCAUAAUCAGAAAAAUCCAGCCAAGCAGGGAAAACUGCCUUGCUGAAGAGAGCUGCAUUAUUUGGAGUAAUGGCAAAGUGGUUCAAAAUCUGUUUCUUAGACUGAAAAAUGUGGAGCGCGGCGAAUUGGAACUGCAAUUAGAAUGGAUUGAUAUUCCUGGUUCAAGAGGUUUAUAGACUCGGAACAAUUGUAUUUGUAUCUGCAUAAUGUACAGCCAGGCUUGGUCAAGUGCUCUUUGUAAAACAAAGAUUUUUAUUACUCAAUGCCACAAGAAAGUACUGAAAUAAAAUAUCCUAUUAGACCAAGGAAAA